Paramecium sonneborni is the source of this 2300-nucleotide messenger RNA. NCBI's taxonomy places the organism in Eukaryota, Ciliophora, Oligohymenophorea, Peniculida, Parameciidae. The record is from the annotation of a GenBank genome assembly.
AUGUUUGAAGAUGAUAAAGAUAGAAAAUUAAAAUAAGCAAAUGAUAAUGUGAAAUACUUAGAAUCUUAACUAACUGUAAUUUUAUACUAAAUAAUAAGCCAUUAGUUGAGAGUAACUCAAAAUUAAAGGAUAGCAUUCAUGCAUUAUAAUACUAUAUGGAACAAAGAAGAUUAGACUUUGCUCACUUGUUAAAUUAUUCAAAAGAACGCCCUCUUAAGAUUAAUUUGAGCGAUAUGGUUGAUGUAUAUGAAUGGUUGAAGAAGGAUAUUGAAAAUUAUUUAGAGUAAAUUUAAGAAUUAGAAACUGAAAAUAAAAUGUUUAAAUUAUUUAUCUAAUAAUAAGAUGAAGAAACUAGAAAUUAAGUUGGAAAAUUUAAUGAUAUCAUUCUUUAACAUGAACAAACAAUAUCUUAAUAAUAAGAAAAAAUCAAUUAAGAAUAUUUAAAAAAUUAAGAUUAUUAAUUAUAGUUCAAAUUAGAAUUCGAGAAAAAAUUAGAAACUCAAGAAAAUAAGUACAAAGAUAUAAUUUAAUUAAUUGAAUUUGAAAAAGAAGAAAUUUCAUAAAAAUAUAAUCAACUAGAUGAUGAAUAUUAAUAAAAGUUAAAAAAAUAAAAGUAAGAAUUGAUAAAUUAAUUCGAUAAAUAGGAAAGACAAAACUAGACUGAGUUUAUAAAAUAAUUGAAAGAGUUAAAUGAUUAAAUCUAAAAAUUAGAUAUAAAAAAUAGGCAACUUUUAACUGAGAUGUAAAAUGUUAAAUAAGAUAAUGGAAUUUUAGCCUAAUAAUGUUCAUAACAAUAAAAAAACAUAAAUAAAUUAAAUCGUUAAGCUGAGAAUUUAUUAUAAACUUUAAAAAGCGCAAGAGAGGAGAUUUCUGCAUUAAAUUUUGAAAAAAUAAGUCUAUAAAAUUAAAUUGAAUAACUCAAACUAUAAAUGGAUAAAUAAAAUAAAAAAGAGAUCGAGCUUCAAUCAUAUAUCAAAAAUUAAAGAGAUUAAUAAUUGGAGAUAUAAAAUAAACUUGAGAAUCAAAUAUGUGAAUCAGUGAAUAAAAUAAAAGAUAUAAUCUCUGAAAUAGGGAAAAAAGAUUUAUUUAUUAAAGAAUUAUCUGAAGCCAAUGUUAAAAUGGAAUAAUUAUAUCAGGAAAAAAUAAACAAGUAAAGGAUUAAGUAUGAAUAAAUGCUUUAUCCUGAUCAAUCAAUUAAUACUGACUUGCUAUUAUAUAAAGAAACCAUGGUUUAAUUUGACGACACAUCAAUAAAAGAAGUUAUUGAAGAUUAUGAAAUGAUUAUUUCACAUUAUGCUAUUUAAUUAGAAAAUCAAACAAUAAAAUUGAAGACUUUGGAAAAUUCAUUUUAAGAAAAAUAAGCUGCUAUAAAAUUGUAAUUUGAUUAAAAAGCUAUUAAAUUAGCAAAAGAUUACGAAUAAAAAUUUGUUAACGAGAGCAAAAAAUAAAAAUAAAAAAUAGAAGAAAUCAAUUAAUAAAACUAAAAAGAAUUAGAUUCAUUAAAAAUUAAAUUAGACACAGAAGUAGAAAAAUUAAAUUUGGAAAAUUAAAACAAAAAUUAACAUUAUAUUAAUGAAAUUUAAAAUUUAAAUAAUCAAAUUAAUGAGGAUGCUAAAAUAAUUGAUUAACUAAACUAAUUAAUAAUAUAAUUACAAGAUACUACAUAUUAAUUAAAAUAAUCUCAUGAAUAAUAAUUAGAAGUGCUUAGAAAUAAUCAUGCAAUUGGAAAAUAAUAGUUAACUCUCGCUUUUGAAGAAAGAUUUGAUAAAGUUAACUCAGAAUUAAAAACUCUUUAAUUAGAAAAGGAAAGCUUCGAUAUUGUAAGAAUAUAAGAUUAAAAGGCUUUGAAUGAAGGAAAAAAAAAAAUUGAAUAACAAUAAUCAAUAAUCAUGUAAAUUAAAGAAGAAUCUAAACAAUAAUAAUAGAUUAUAAGUGAGUAAGCGUAUAUGAUGGAAUAGUAUUAGUUAUAGAUUUAAAGAUUAAAUGAAGGAAUAAAACAAUUAUAAAAUGAAAUGGAAAAUUCAAAAUAAGUUUAUAAUAUCUUUAAAAAUUAAAGUAUGAUAGUUCAUAGAUAAUUUGAUGAUUCUAAUUUGAAAUCUGACAUAAAGAAAGCUUCUAAUACAUCAUUUAAAUUCUCAAGAACAAAAUAAUUUACUAGAUAAUCAAAUAGGCCUGGAUUGCAUAACAAAUCAACAAAUUUUGUUAUAUAAAAUGGAGAGCUAUAACAGUUACCAAAAGUUAGAUCAACCUCAACAAAUUAAAUUAGAAUAACACCUAGACAGCAUUCAUCUUAUGCGUGA